AUGGUUAAAGAAGUAAUGGGUUGUACUUCUUUUAAUUAUAUAUUUAACAAAUUCAGAAGUGGGAUUGUGGAUUCGGUACCACAAAGUGGAUUCGUGAGUGAACGUGUCGUUAAGUGUGGUUCGAUCGGUGUCGAACACGUGGAUUGCAACGACUUGCAGGAAGACUUCGAACGUGUCGAUUGUAGUCGAACGUUGAAGCCAGCGUUGUCUCUAACAAAAUCAUCGAAGUCGGUGCUUCGGUAA
Messenger RNA from Macrosiphum euphorbiae (potato aphid), 243 nucleotides. NCBI's taxonomy places the organism in Eukaryota, Metazoa, Arthropoda, Insecta, Hemiptera, Aphididae. The record is from the annotation of a GenBank genome assembly.